GUAAGGAUCUAUGGUCUUUAGACAAUCAGUCAGUCAGUCGAGUGGGUAGGUCUAAGUGAUGAGGAGUGGGACAGCUUUGUCGUGCACCUAACACCAUGGAUGACUACCCGAUGUACGACUUGUUCGUUGGGUUCUCCCUCUGGGAGACCCUCUGGCGUCUCCUCUUUCCGCAGGGGUUCUGGAAUACUUUCACGUGUAGAGUAGAGACUCGAAGUGGUGCGGGGACCACUCCCUACACCAAGGAACAGGAGGAGGAGGCUGCGAAGAUCUUGGCCGAGCAGAAGGCCAAGAAGGAGAAGGUGGUUGUGAAGCAGGCCAAGAAGUUGGCCUUAUUACAGGAGCAUGCCGCAAAAAGGACGAAGUUGGAAGAAGAGUUGGAAAGGGUGAAAAAGGCGGAGGAAGAAAAGUUGAAAGCAGUGGAUGCAGAAGAAGAGGAAGAAGAAGAAGAAGAAGAAGAAGAAGAAGAAGAGAAAAAGGCAAAAGAGGAUGUCCCCCUGAUUAGAAAGAUCAUAAGAGACAGAGGGGAGUCAAGUGGCACGAAGGAGGAGGAGGCCCCAUGGUUGGAAAAGGUGUCUGAGUGGGUUGCUAAUCUAUCAAUGGGAGAGGACGAGGAGGCAAUGAUGUAUGUACCAAGGGCAGAACAGAAGGCGGUAGUGAAAGAGUGGGAAGCAGAAGAGGACCCCUUAAAACGCCAGAAUAUAGAAGAGGAGAAGAAGUUGGAGUGGAAGUUGCGCUUAACCAGGGAGAAGAAGAAGAGAAUGGAGGAGGCAAGUAAAGUUGCAAAACAAUUGGAGGUAGUAAAGCAGCUAAGAGCGCAGAUGGAAGCGCAAGCGGACAUGCAGGGCAAGAUAGAUGUGAUGGCUAGGUAUAUAGAACUACUAGCUAGGGCCCAAGAAGAACAAUAUCAGUUUGCAUGCAGCCAAGAUGUAGCUCUGCGGUCCAUACGCGUAGGGUUCAGGGAAUUCACGCGUGAAAUGAUGAUGCUCGUGGGCACGAAAGUAAAGGUGAGGCUAGAAAACACAGAGCGAUUCUGCAUGGGCGCCAUAGAGGGCGCAAAGCUUACUGCUCCAAGGGAGGAGGAAGCUCGUCCUUGUAGAGAGCCUGUGAAGGUGAAGUUCCCUGAUUCCUGCAGUGGGAAGGAGGAGGAGAACUUCGAUAACCGGGAGGCAAUUGUAAACUUCUACAUACACCUCCAGAAGAUAGCUCCUGAGGAACAUGUCCUUAUAGCCUUCCAUGCCCUUAAAAAUGAAGCAGCUAGCUUCGCUAGAUCGCUCUGCUGUGUUGCUAAGUGCGAAAAUGAUAUGGUCGCGUAUUCCCAAAUUACCCCCCUGAGCGACUUUUCUAAGUUAUUGCACGAGAGGUUUGCAGAUGUCACGCGAAGUGUUAGAGCUUCAGACAAACUGCAAAAGAUCCAUUCCCGCCAAUGGAGGAGUGCUAGAGCACUCGAGGGCGUUAUGGAUGAAUUAGUCUUCGUACCUGACCAUGGGGUAACUAAGACCCAGUCGGUCAACUUAUUCUAUCGUGCCAUGCCCGAGCCUUUGCGUGGGCAAUUCUUUGAGAAGAAUCAGGAGUCUACCAUGACCUAUGACACUCUGAGUAGGGAAGUGGUAGCGUUUGAAGCACGGUCCAUGCCAGUUUCCACUUUCUAGCAUAAGGACCUCGAUAAGGGUAAGAAGUGCAAAGGCCGUACCCUCUCGGGUCGUUAAGGGCAAGGAUCACCUGAUCCUUACAUUAG
Messenger RNA from Chara braunii, 1735 nucleotides. The record is from the annotation of a GenBank genome assembly. NCBI's taxonomy places the organism in Eukaryota, Viridiplantae, Streptophyta, Charophyceae, Charales, Characeae.